UUUAAUUCAAUGAAAUCACCUGGCGCACUUCAGUCUUCCACAGUUAGCCUUAAGAAUAAGGUGCGCGCUGUGCAGUGAGCGGUUCGCCUCCUUUCCAUUUUUGAAGUGCCGCGCCGCCAAAAGAGAUUACGUGACAAUUUCGCAAUCGCAAAUCGUUCCGGCCUAGUUUUGCGUAAUUGCAAAUUGUUUAGGUACCAGAGGGCGAUCCCGAAAUAUUAUUUAGGUCAAAUUUGUUACUGGCGCGCGUUAUUAUUUUUUCAGUGAAAGGUGGUCAGCCUUGUCGCAUUUUUUAAAGUUCGCGAAUUGCAAAGCGCCCAAACAUGCAUCACCAUCACCAGCACGAUCACGUGGAGGAAUUUCACGAGAAAAAUUCGAAUUUACUCACGGCCAAGGUGGUCUCGAUGGCCGUACUCGGAAUCGCCUCGUUCAUCGUAGGCGUGCUGCCGCUCAAAUUGACCAAGAUGGUAAACAUCAAAACGGCGGACAAAGACAAUAAUUUAGUGAUCUCACUUUUGCUGUGUUUCGGUGGCGGCGUCCUCCUGUUCACCACCUUUCUGCAUUUGCAGCCGGAAGUGCGCGAAAGUCUGGCGCACUUGGAGGCGGAGAAUAGGAUCCCGAUCAUCGGGCCCGGGAUUCCCGUAUCGGAACUAAUCUUCUGCCUCGGCUUCUUCUUCGUGUACCUGAUCGAGGAGAUAGCCCACUUGAUUCUGCAUAAGAAAAUGGAUCGGAGCGCGCCGCUCCAUCGGUCACUGUCGGUGAAGUGCAAGAAGGAAAACAUGACCAUACCGAGGGUGAGCCUCAACAAGCUGGAGGGUAGCAAUGUGAGCUACAUCUCGAAUUCGACCAAGGAGCUUUUCAAUUCCCAGACGAAUCUGAGCCACAGCAGUAGUAGCCAUAACGGCCACAGUCACAUUCACGUGGAAAGUUCGAUGAAGAACUCGUUUCGUGGUCUCCUGGCCGUUUUGGCACUGAGCUUUCACGCGGUCUUCGAAGGGCUGGCGGUUGGGCUAGAAAACGACGUCCAAAAGGUUUGGUACUUGUUCGCCGCCAUCGCCACCCACAAACUGGUGAUAGCGUUUUGCGUUGGCGUGGAGUUGGCAGUUUCUCAUACCAAAGCAGUAUUACUCAUUAUUUACAUAGGAACGUUCGCCCUCGUCUCACCUUUAGGAAUCGGGGUGGGAAUCGCGCUCAGUGAGAGCGGAGAUGGUACCGAGGAAGGUGUCGUCUCGGUAAUUUUGCAAGGGAUGGCCGCCGGCACGCUGCUCUACGUCGUCUUCUUCGAGGUGCUGGCGAGGGAGCGUAGCAAUCAACACAGCGGAAUUUGGCAACUGGUCGCCAUCAUCGCCGGCUUCGGCAUUAUGUUCGGUUUACAGUUUGUCACUGGACACGACCACAGUCACGGAGACUCACAUUCCGAUAAGGGACAGCUCUUAACUCUAUCAAAUGUUUAACAUCUUUUGGCCAUAUUUAAGAUACCUAUAAAUAAGAUUAAACGAGAAUCUAAAAUUAUAUAUUAUAUUUUUUGUAUAAAGUAUACAGUAAUUUAUUUAUAACGUAUCCUAAACGUGAGCCAAUAAAGUCUUGGCAAGAGGCUGUUAAGUAUAAGUGCGCAGAAAUUAAGUAGUAUUUAUUAAGUUGUAUUAAUACUAUUGUAUUUAUUAUCUAUUUUUGUUAUAUGAAAUGUUAAUGUAAAUAAUACACCAAAAAAAGUU
Messenger RNA from Photinus pyralis (common eastern firefly), 1712 nucleotides. RefSeq names its product zinc transporter ZIP1-like. Lineage: Eukaryota; Metazoa; Arthropoda; Insecta; Coleoptera; Lampyridae. Bases 321 to 1451 code for a protein of 376 amino acids. The record is from RefSeq and is a predicted model, not a curated record. Gene Ontology annotation, molecular function: zinc ion transmembrane transporter activity. Gene Ontology annotation, cellular component: plasma membrane. The transcript has 3 exons. Gene Ontology annotation, biological process: zinc ion transmembrane transport.